GUUGAACCGAACAACGAGGCAUGAUGACAAUGUGGUCACACUCACUCAAUAUAAGAACUCACACAUUCAUCGUCACUCUUCAGUCUUAUGUAGUCAGCACAGAAAAAAAGCACGUUUUGAUGUCACAUAAUCUGUUCCUAAUUUCUCUCUUGUCUUUUUUAAGGCCGCCACUCCCACCCCCUCUUCCAUUCUCUCCUCACUUCCUAAAAAAACACACAAUUCUUCUUCUUGAUCUUCUUCCCACCAUGUAAAUUCUCAAGCUUGUGGGUAUGUAAAUUGGACGUUGUUGCAACACGUUAGAUUUUUCAUUCAUGGAGGCUGAGUUUGGGGGUAAGAAUCAGUACUUGUAUGGACCUGUGGUGUCAGGAAUGAAGAAAGCUGUUGGGAAUGGUAAGAGGAGUUUGGAAUGGGAUUUGAAUGAUUGGAAAUGGGAUGGUGAUCUUUUCACCGCUCAGCCACUCAAUCCAGUGCCAUCAGACUGUAGGAGUCGCCAGUUUUUCCCACCACAUCCUGAAAUUCCUGCGAAAAAGACCAAUCUUGCAAACGAUUUGUCUUCUUCUGUAAUCAACCCAGGUGAGGGAAAGAAGGAAUUGGAGAAAAGGAGGAGGAGUGUUAUAGGGGAAGGUGAAGGGGAGGGGCUGAAUGAUGAGGGUGGUUCUCUUAGUUUGAACCUUGGGGGUCACGGUUACCCUUUCAUGGUGGAAGAAGAGGAAAAAAGUGGAAAGAAGACAAAGGUAAUUGGAACUACUAUUGCUCCUGCUACCACCUCUAACCGUCCCGUUUGUCAGGUGCAAGAUUGUACGGCUGAUCUUGGUAAUGCCAAGGAUUACCACCGCCGGCACAAGGUUUGUGAUGUUCAUUCUAAGGCCACUGUGGCACUGGUGGGAAAUGUUAUGCAACGUUUCUGUCAACAGUGUAGCAGGUUUCAUGUCCUUCCAGAGUUUGAUGAAGGUAAGAGAAGUUGUCGUAGGCGUCUGGCAGGCCAUAACAGGAGGAGGAGGAAAACUCAUCCUGAUGUUACUGUUGUUAAUGAAGGAUCUCCUAACGAUGGAAGUGGCAGUAGCUAUCUGUUGAUGAGUCUGUUACGGAUACUGACCAAUUUGCAUACAAAUGGCUCAGAUCAUACAAGGAACCAGGAUAUACUCUCUCAUCUUCUGAGGAACUUGGCAAGUCUGGCUGCUCCAAAUAAUGGUAGAACUUUAGCCUCCUUAUUGGAGAACUCUAAAGGUUUAUUAAAUGCUGGAACACCUGGAGGUGCUCAUGAUGAACUCAACCUUAAUUCAAACACUCCUGAAGCUUCCAGACCAUCUGGUUCUUCCAUUAAGAUUGAUAAUGGCUUCAUCAGUCAGGACCCUCCAAUAUCUAUGGCACAGUGUGAAACAAGGCCUACUAAUGGUGGGACACAAAAAUGUAUACCUUCAGGUGAUGGUGGAGUAGAAAAUUUGAGACCACCUUCAGGAGCACCAUUCUCAAGUAUAAGUCAAUCCAGGGGAAGUCUUCCAUGCCAAUUAACUUCUACUGAGACUACAGUUAGAAGGAACAACUUAAAUAACGUUGACCUGAAUAAUGUAUACAGUGAUAUGCAGAAUACUGAUGAGAAUCAUAAGAAGCCUUAUCCUCAUGUGGCAUCAGAGAUGGGAUUUAGUGAUCUUCCCUCAUGGCUGCAAUGUGCUUCUCUCAAAUCAAGUCCUCCACAGACUAGCAGAAACUCAGAUUCAACCUCUAACCAGUCACCAUCUAGUUCCAGUGGAGAAGCUCAGAGUCGCACAGAUCGAAUUGUUUUUAAACUCUUUGGAAAGGAUCCAAGUGAUUUUCCCCUUCUUCUCCGAUCACAGAUUCUUGAGUGGUUAUCCCACAGUCCCACAGAGAUAGAGAGCUAUAUAAGGCCAGGUUGUAUCAUAUUAACGAUGUAUCUUCGUCUUGAAAAAUCUGCAUGGGAGGAGUUCUACUGUAAUCUAGGAUCCAGCUUGAGAAAGCUUGUUGGCUCAUCAAAUCAUACAUUUUGGAGAACAGGGUGGGUGUUUGCAAGGGUGCAGCACUCUGUGGCUUUUCUGUAUAACGGUCAGGUAGUCUUAGAUGUGCCCUUGUGUCUCAAAAGUUCACAUCAUUGUACGAUUUCAUGCAUUAAACCACUUGCUGUUCCUGCAAGUGCUAGGGCUCACUUUAUUGUGAAAGGUUGCAACCUUUCCCAGUCUAGUACAAGGUUGCUCUGUGCACUUGAAGGGAAGUAUCUGGCAAAUGCUAGUUGUCACGAUUUGAAUGGUGGAGCUGAUGAAUCCAUUCAGCAUCUCAACUUCUCUUGUCAUAUACCAAAUGUAACUGGGAGGGGUUUUAUUGAGGUGGAAGAUCAUGGACUUAGCAGCUGUUCCUUUCCAUUUAUAGUUGCAGAGAAGGAAGUCUGUUCAGAGAUCUGCAAGCUGGAGAAUCUGAUUGAGGCUGCUGAAACCACUAAGGAUUUCCAGAUCAAAAACCAACAAAUGGAAGAAAAGACUCAAGCUCUUCAUUUCUUGCAAGAAAUGGGUUGGCUUCUUCAUAGAAGUGGUGUGAAAGUUAGGCUAGGUCCCAUGGUUCCAAGCCAUGAUCUCUUCCAAUUUAAUAGGUUCUCGUGGCUUGUUGACUUCUCUAUGGACCAUGGUUGGUGUGCUGUGAUGAAAAAACUAUUGGAUAUUAUAUUUGAAGGGAGUGUUGAUGCAGGAGAACAGGCCUCCAUUGAGCUUGCAUUGUUAGACAUGAAUCUUUUACACAAAGCUGUGAAGAGAAACAAUAGACCUAUGGUAGAACUACUAUUAAGAUUCGUGCCAGUUAAAACAUCAGAUGGUGGUGACAGUGAAGUGAAGCAAGUUGAAAAGGCCUCUGACAGAUUCUUAUUUAGACCUGAUACUGUUGGGCCAGCUGGAUUGACUCCUCUUCAUGUUGCAGCAAGUAUGAGUGGCUCAGAGAACGUGUUGGAUGCAUUAACUGAUGAUCCAGGAAUGGUAGGAAUUGAAGUAUGGAAAAGUGGCCGAGAUAGUGCAGGUUUGAGCCCCAAUGAUUAUGCAUGCCUUAGGGGCAAUUACUCUUAUGUUCAACUUGUCCAGAGAAAGACCAACAAGAGAGGUGAAAGACUACAUGUGGUUGAUAUCCCUAGCACUGUUGCAGAAAGUGGUAACAGAAAGCAGAAGCAAUCAGAUGGAUAUAGAACAGGUAAAGUUUGUAGUUUACAGACAGAGAAGAUUGAAACCACAGAAAUGAGAAGUGAAUGCAGGGUAUGCCAGCAGAAGGUGGUUUAUGGUGGCAUAAGAAGUGGUGUGGUUUAUAGGCCAGUGUUGGUCUCCAUGGUGGCCAUAGCAGCUGUGUGUGUCUGUGUGGCUUUGCUCUUCAAAAGCUCACCUAGAGUUUACUAUGUGUUUCAGCCUUUCAAUUGGGAAUCAUUGGAGUAUGGAACAAUAUAAUGCUGUAUAUCAGGUGUUUUUCUGCUGUAGUUGCACCUCUUUUUAGUUUA
Molecule: messenger RNA, 3481 nt
Organism: Vigna unguiculata (cowpea)
Lineage: Eukaryota; Viridiplantae; Streptophyta; Magnoliopsida; Fabales; Fabaceae
Product: squamosa promoter-binding-like protein 1
Cellular component (GO): nucleus
Molecular function (GO): protein binding; DNA binding
Source: RefSeq, a predicted model, not a curated record